AUUUAAUGAAUGCAGACUUGUAUAGAUAUGUUUUCAGGGGGGAUUGUGAUUCUCUUAGAAGAUUAGCCAGAAAUAAUCUGGGAAUUCUUCAAGGGAUUACUCCGCAAGGAAAUAGUGCAGUCCAUGUUGCAGCGAGCAAAGGGCAUCGUGAAAUGUUAGAGCGGCUGAUUCAAUUGAAGCCCAGCCUUUUGUUAAUGAAGAAUAUCAAGGAUGAAACGCUGCUCCACAAAGCGGCGGCAGCCGGACAACUGCAAGUAGUAGAGCUUCUCCUCACCAUUAACCGUGGUCCUAUUGAUUUAGAAGUUGGUUCUGUUUUUGAGCCUGAUGUAUUUUGGAGAUCUGUCAACAAAGACAAUGAAACGGCGCUGCAUUAUGCUGCGAGAGGCGGCCAUGAGACAGUUGCUGAAAACAUAUCUCGUGGAGUCAAUGAUAUAAACAGUAUCGUGAACAAAGCCGGGGAAUCUGCUCUUUAUACAGCCUGUGUUCAUGGUAGAUAUGACGUAGCCCAGAGGUUGCUGACGAUCCAAGGUGCAUUUGCUGGUGAUACUAGAAGAGAUGGACGGACCUGUCUCCAUGUAGCUAUUCAUACAAAGCAGACAGAAUUGGCUUCAUUAUUACUGGGUAGAAGACCUCAACUAGCUGAAAAGGCUGACGCUUCAGGCAACAUGCCGUUGCAUCUAGCAACGUUACGUGGUUUCCUGUAUCUUGUAAAAAAGUUGUUGAGUACAGCGCCACCUACUAGCUUCCAUUUCAACGAGGCUAAGACGGCUCCAAUACACAUAGCUGCACAACUGGGUUACACGGAAAUAAUUGAUUUGUUGAUCAAUGAGACACCACAUUGUAUAGAACUGUUAGGCAAGGACAAUAAGAAUGCUUUGCACUUUGCUCUCGAAGGUGGUCAUUCUUUCAAGAUUUGCCGCUAUCUGCUUAACGAUAAGUUGGAUGCCGCUUUCUUGAUUAAUGAGCCUGACAACGAGGGUAGCACAGCGUUCCACAAAACAGCGUUUUCAAAGGGCUUAAGGGUAUUGAAGGAGAUGGCGAAAAUAUCAAAAUGGAAUCUGAAUGCAGAGAAUAAAGAUUGGUAUACUGCCCUGGACAAGCUGAAAACAUUGGAAAUUCUCCCGUGCGCAGCGAAGGGACAUGUGCGGUUCUUCGAAAAAAUGGUUUCCGUCUCUCCUCCCAACAUGUUUCUGGAGAACCAGAAAGAGGAAGGCCGCACACAGUUUGUGGAGUUCAGAGGAAGUAGUUCUGCAGGAGAAAGAGGUCCCAACGAAACGUAUUCAUUAAUUGCAGCGCUCCUAGCGACUGUUACAUUCGCUGCGGGCUUUACAGUUCCUGGGGGAGUUAGUGCUGACCAAGGGAUUCCAGUGCGGAUGCAUUCUGCUGCUUUCAAGGCCUUCAUAAUAGCCAACACGUUGGCUAUGUCGUCUUCCAUGGUGGCAAUUUUUUUAUUACUCGACAUUCCGACCUUGGCGUUCAAGGAGGCUCCUUUCAAGAUCUCAAACUCUUAUCCAAUUCUAUCGUUAGAUGCGUUUCUGCAAGGACGCACUUUCGUUGUCUGGGCGUUCCUGGCAACAAUGGUGUCAUAUGUAACAGGUGUGUACGUUUUAGUGGCGCCCAGCUCUUCAUGGUUAGCCGUAAUUGUUUGCUUAGUUGGAUGCUCUGCUCCUUUAAUUUGGGUUUGUUAUAAGCUCAACUUUAGUUGGACCAUGGAGCUGAUGGAUUGGAGAGGGCGAUGAUAAGAUAAGGGUGGUCCACCUUAUGCCACAACCCUCCCGCCCUGCUACUCCCCCUCGUUCUCAGCCAACUCUUUAUUUAGA
Molecule: messenger RNA, 1820 nt
Organism: Cryptomeria japonica (Japanese cedar)
Lineage: Eukaryota; Viridiplantae; Streptophyta; Pinopsida; Cupressales; Cupressaceae
Product: protein ACCELERATED CELL DEATH 6
Exons: 3
Coding region: 6-1739 (577 amino acids)
Cellular component (GO): plasma membrane
Molecular function (GO): protein phosphatase 1 binding; protein phosphatase regulator activity
Source: RefSeq, a predicted model, not a curated record